ACACACAGCGCCGACAUGAGACAAGUCAGACCUCAUACCUAACAACCUAAACUCUGAUUCUACCUCAGAGCCGGGAACAAAUUUCUUCAAGUCACAAAGGAUCAAGAGGAUUACUUUUUUUAUUUUUUUAUCCUGAUGAAAAGUGACUGAAAAUAUUUUGGAUCAGCUCCUCAGAGUAAGGUAAGUCCAUUGUGUUGUGUUUUUUUUUUUUUUUUUUGUGUCGCUAUGCAGUUGAAAACCAAGGCAACUAGCUACCACCACUUCUUUAUAGUGAUAGUAUUACAGUACUGAACAGUGGUUAUAACUUUAGAGCAUUAUCUGACUCAUAACACACGUCUGAUUUGAGAUGUCUUGGCAAAAAAAAUCAAAGACAUUGUAUCCUGAAGCCUGAAUCCCACUAAUUAAAUCAUAUUAACAAUCCUGAACUACCUUUAAGAGGCAAACGUUAAACAUGUAUAUCUUUGACGUUUUUUUUGUUAGACAAAAGACUUGUUUUAUUUAACCAAGGAUGGCAAGAAUAUAAAGAAUAUCAAGGAGCAUCAGUGUAAGAAGUGAAAAAGGAUGGAUCGAGUGGAAACCUGUGGCUCUAAAUUUCUCCUUUUUGUGAUCUAAUCCUGCCAAAACACUUGAUAAACUUAAUCUAGUAAAUCAGCAUUUUUACCUUUAAAACUUGUGUGUGACUAAAGUUCAUAUGAAAAAAUGUCUAUUUAAAAGUAUAUUGCCCUCUAUUGUAUUUCCAAAAUCUUGAUCAACAAAUGUAAUUCGAUAUUAUCAGCAGGUGUUAGAGUGAAAGAGUGAGAAAUAGAGUGAAAUCUGUUAAUAGUUGUCUAUGUUCAACUGGCAUCUUCUCUGAGUUUCUGGUAAGUGUCUCAGCCAGAUUAACACUCUGCACACCUAUUUCCCUUGACAGUUUGAGAGUGGUGCCUCUAUAUUAUUAAACUUGCUUUCAUGCAUUUGUUUACAACAUUUCUGUACCAAGCCUAUACCAGACACGUUGUUCAUGACAAUGGGAAGCUGUCAUUAAUAGGGAGUGGUCCCAAGUCUGCACCCAAUCACACUCCCCACCUGAAACAGGGUGGCUUGACCAACAACUUUAAGCUCUACUGCUACUUUUUUAGUCCUUUAAGCUUAAACUAUCAGACCUUGCUCUCCCGGUUCCAUGAUUAAGGUGUUUUUUCAUCCUUGCUUCAAAAAGUGGUUGUGAAAUCCCACUCAUAAUAAAUAUCAUGUUUUUUUUAUCCUACUUCCCAUAACAUAUUUUGUCAAAGAAUAAAUGAAUCAAAAGAAAAUCUAAUUUGAAAAGAGCAGGACCCCAACAUCAGGUUUGUACACUGAAAAAGUGAAAGGUUAGGUGAGAUACUCCUUGAUCAACACACGGAGUUUGUUUUCUGACCUUUUAACCACUUGCUGAAUUCUUGCUCUCCACAGGUUGUCUGAGUUUCAAGAGUCCUCUUUUCCACAAUGAGUUGGGGGGCACUCUAUGCCCAACUGGGCGGCGUCAACAAACACUCCACCAGUUUGGGAAAGAUCUGGCUCUCAGUCCUUUUCAUCUUCCGCAUCACUAUCCUGGUUCUUGCCGCUGAGAGCGUCUGGGGGGAUGAACAGUCAGACUUCACAUGUAACACACAGCAGCCUGGCUGCAAAAACGUCUGCUAUGACCACUUUUUUCCAGUUUCACAUAUCCGCUUGUGGUGCCUGCAGCUGAUCUUUGUAUCCACACCAGCUCUGCUGGUGGCCAUGCACGUAGCCUACAGGAAGCGUGGGGAUAAGAGGACCAUGCUGGCAUCCAACGGCACAGAGAAGGCGACAGAUACAGACCUGGAAACACUAAAGCGGAGGCGUCUUCCAAUCACAGGCCCGCUGUGGUGGACCUACACCUGCAGCUUGUUCUUCAGGCUCAUCUUUGAAGGAGGGUUCAUGUAUGCACUGUACUUUGUCUACGAUGGUUUCCAGAUGCCCCGGCUGGUGAAAUGUGAGCAGUGGCCUUGCCCCAACAAGGUGGACUGCUUCAUCUCCAGACCAACAGAGAAGACCGUCUUUACCAUCUUCAUGGUCUCCUCGUCGGCCAUCUGCAUGGUGCUGAACGUGGCUGAGCUGGGCUACCUAAUCGUCAAGGCGCUUCUAAGGUGUUCCUCCAGAGCAAAGAGAAGGAAACAUAAUUACACCAACACGGACAGCAUGUCAAGGGAUAACGCACUCAACAAGAAGAAUGAGAUCCUGUUGUCUUCCUCUUCAGACUCUUCCACCAACAAGACCAUGUGUUGAAACACCACAAUCUGUGGUGGAGAGUGAGCAGAGAAGAAAAGCACUAACAGUAGACACUACCACCUUAAACUGCAAACAAGUUUGUGUCCUUAGUUUAGGUUCUUUAUGAAGAAAAAAAUUGUUUUCAUGGAGAGGUGGUCGCUUAUAAAGCAAAUUAUGAGACUGUGAGAACUUAAAAUUACAAGGAGAAUACAUUUAUCUCAACGGCAGCAAAUGUAGUUGAAGUGGCCUAACUUUUACAAUCAUCAGCAAAACAAUCAUUGAACAAAAUGGGGAAAAAAAAGCUCUUUCCUCUCACUUAUAGUACAGAUUUGCCACUGAAGGUAGUCAAAACCUUUGUCUUGGUGCAAAAAAUCCACAUACAAAUAGAAAGUUGGGUUAUAAUUUCAUCUAUUGUAGUAUUCCCACCAGUGAGUGUUACUCUGAGAGCCUGUUUGUGUUCUCAUAACAUUAAAAACCAACUGUUGUCGCCGAUACUGUUCAAUUCUUUCGAUUUUUCCGGAGGCGUUAGCAACGGUCGCAUAGGAAGCGGUUGUACAGACUUUCAACCAAUCAGAUUAAAGCAGUUUAUGAAAGAGCGCAUACCAAAAUAAUUGUAAAAGAGCAGUGGCAGGUAGAGGAAAAUAACAUACCUGUGAUACCAGUCAAUGCUGUAUAUCUAGUUUUUCUUUAUUGUUUUAAUUAAAAAACAUAAUCCGGUUUGUUUAAAACGGCCACCUUAGGAUUCAACGGACCUUUCGGCGGCGGAAGCUGCCAUCUUGGUUGUUUACUAAUACGCUGAAGCGGUGCUCCUGUGUUGUCAUCUUCGAUUAAGGACUGUGAUUGGUUCCGUGCACCUGGUACUGAUGGGAAAACGUCGAAACUAAUAGAUGUUUCCUCAUGCCUGUGAAAUUCUGAGCUGGAUGAUGGGUUUCAGUCUGAAAAGAAAAAAACUGCCGGCUGGUUGAACUUUUGUUUGUGUAAGAUAGUAUCUUCCUCACAAUUGUCACCUUACUUUUCAUGCAGUUGCUGUUCAAUAGUGUUUUUAAGUUUAAUUUAUUGAUCAUUACAGUUUGAUAUUGCUUGAAUGUGGUGUGCAUUGCUGGAGUGACUGGUCAGGUUUUUGAACCUGAUGUGAAUGAGUCUAUACUGACAUCUAGUGGUUUUACAAUGUACUGUCUAUGAUUAAACGCUACUUAAAGUCUGAAGGAUUUCUUUGCCGUUAUGGAAGAGGGUAGGACAUAAAUGAAGUCAUGGAAAGUGAAGCAAUAAAAGGUUCAAGUGCCUUUGUGAUUAAGUUUUAGUGACUAGUUUACAUCUGUUGACAUCCACUUUAAAAUGUAGUUGAAUUUUUGUCAGUCAUUGAUUAACACUGAUGAGUUUUAUGACCUGUAUACAUCAAAUGACUGUAACAUGAAGUUAAGUUUGAAAAUGUAUUUUUGAAUGAUCAUGUAGUUUGAGAGAUUGUUGUGUAUGUGUGUUUAUAAUAACAAAGAUGUGUGUUGCACAUGAUGAGUUAAUGUUGAUGAAUUUGUACAACAUGAAAUCAUACCACAGUAGUGUCACAGGUUUCAUGCUUUUUGCUGUUCAAUCAAGUCACAAUGUUUUUUUUUUCUCUUUUACUUGAAUUGAGAGUAUUUAAAUUGAAGUGUUUCUUUCAGUUGAAUGCAUUAACAAAGUGAUCAUUUGUUGCAUAUUUCAUACAAACAUGUCUGCCUACAGAAAAUGGGAUCAUGCAAGAUUGGUUAACUCAACCGAAAUGGGCAAUAUGUUAUGAUUGUGAGUUGUACGUUUUAGUUGAUUUAAAUAUCAACAUUUUCAAACAGAGGUAAAAUCAAUGUCAUUGUGAACAUGCAGACACUGUUGUUUUUAUUGUUUGUUCCAUUUACAACUUUUUAAAGUUUUUACAAAGAGUUGAUAGUUUCAAGCACACAGUGCGGGAAUAUGCUGUUGUUGCAGUAUGUGCUGACCCCUGCUGGUUGUAUCAGCUUUCACUAUGUGCCUUAUUUUUGCUAACACAAUAAUCACUGCCUGAUUGUGUAUGUGUGAAAAUGUCUUUGUCCUGCACAGUAUUAGGAAAAGACCAGUCAGAUUAGUCAUAACCAUCAAUCAAUUAGUGUCAAUUAGAGUUAAUAAUACUGUACAGAGAAAAUCUAGGUAAGUUUAAACUUAAAUUUACGUUACUGAUAUAGAUGAAGUUUUUUUAAGUGUAAUGUCGACAUUCUGCAGUUGGCAAAAACAGAUUUGACAAACAGAUCAAAUCAUGCAUUAUCACAGGCAAAGACUGUAGAGAGUCUAGGACAAAAAAAAUCAUAGAAUUUUACUUUUUGUGUCUGCUUUGUGCUGACCUUUAACCUUUGUCUCUAACAGCUGACUCAAAUUAUUUAAUUUUUGUAAAAGAAAUGAUGCAAAAUGUUAGUUUUUAUGGGAUCUGCCCACAAUAUCUUUUUUAUUUUCUAUCCAUAUUUCUUCCACAAGCUUGGUGUUUGCUUUGCACGGCAAAUAACUGAGUAAUCAAUGAAAGAAGUAAGAAAUGAAGAAAUCAAGUGUUUUUGAUUGUUUUGUACUAAAGAUAUUUUGUUACACUCGCACUUUGAUCCUUGAAGUAAUUUUGCUCUUUGAAAUUGUUUUUCAUAAAUCAGUAAAAAAUAAAAAUUGUGUGUUGUUUAUUGUA
Molecule: messenger RNA, 4918 nt
Organism: Xyrichtys novacula (pearly razorfish)
Lineage: Eukaryota; Metazoa; Chordata; Actinopteri; Labriformes; Labridae
Source: the annotation of a GenBank genome assembly